Messenger RNA from Conger conger (European conger), 1581 nucleotides. RefSeq names its product doublesex- and mab-3-related transcription factor 3a-like. The record is from RefSeq and is a predicted model, not a curated record. Gene Ontology annotation, cellular component: nucleus. Lineage: Eukaryota; Metazoa; Chordata; Actinopteri; Anguilliformes; Congridae. Bases 1 to 1248 code for a protein of 415 amino acids. Gene Ontology annotation, molecular function: protein binding; DNA-binding transcription factor activity, RNA polymerase II-specific; RNA polymerase II cis-regulatory region sequence-specific DNA binding. The transcript is spliced from 2 exons. Gene Ontology annotation, biological process: male sex differentiation; regulation of transcription by RNA polymerase II.
AUGAAUGGAUAUGGAUCGCCGUAUCUCUACAUGGGAGCCUCUGUCUCCCAGCCAAGAGUGCCUCUCCAAAGGACUCCAAAGUGCGCUCGAUGCAGGAACCACGGGGUGCUCUCUUGGCUGAAGGGACACAAGCGCUACUGUCGCUUUAAAGACUGCACCUGCGAGAAAUGCAUCCUAAUCAUUGAGCGACAACGGGUGAUGGCAGCUCAGGUUGCCCUUAGGAGACAACAAGCGAACGAAAGUUUAGAGAGUCUUUUUCCUGAAUCGCUGAGAACCAUGUCCGGACUUUCCAUACCUGGAACUGGAGCCGGCUCCGAGCCAUCAGGGAACGCACACCUUGAAGCAGGUGACAAAUCAGGAAUAGAAAAUGAGGGCAACGCCAGUGACAGAGAACAAGACCGGCCAAGCUCACCAGAGGCCUGUAAACCAGACUUGUGCGGCACUACCAAGACUCCUUCUGCACCAGAGAGUCACGACAGUCUUCAGAAGAGCAGUGGUGAUGCUGAAGCCCAAGCCCACGGCCCCAAAUACAAUGAUGAACACCGCCUGCUGACUGAUGGCUUCUCUGGACCUGUGACCCUCCCUGUCAAUCCAAAGACUGACUGCCCUCCUCUGGAGGUCCUGCAGAAGAUCUUCCCCAAUCACAAACCGGCUGUUCUGGAGCUCAUCCUGAAAGGUUGUGGAGAAGACCUGGUGGGAGCUGUUGAGGUUCUCCUCUCCAGCAGAUGCGACCCCAACACAGAGAGACUGGCGGCCGGGGGCUCCAAUGCUCUUGUUUUAUCCUCCAAUAGGCACCUCCUCGAACACAGCCUGGGGUCUUAUCCCCUGGCCUCUUCCAGAUGGUCAGUGGGUUCAGCAUUCAGGGUGCCUGAUUCCUUUAGGUUCUCCUCAGAUUCAUCAAGUACGGUACCUAGCCCUUUGCCCAUGCCCCUCCAGAACCCCUUCCCUCAGCCCCCCUGGUACCCGCUGAUGCUGCAAAACUCCCCGGUCAGGAGCCCAGCCAGCUCCUCCAUGCACGCUGACGUGACUCUGUGGAAUACCAUGACUCAGCUCAGGUCCCAGUAUGCCUCCCCGUUCUCCAGCACUUCCAGCUGUGUCAGGAGUUCCCCUGGCCUCUCAGCCAAGCCCUCUGAAGACCACAGGAUUACAGUGCUGGAGGAGGGUUUCCCUGCGAUUCCCAAACAGUCCACAUAUGCAGAAGACAAUUCUGAUUCCUCAGACUCUAGAAUUUUUAAUUCCACAACCUAAUGUGCAUCAGAAAAAUGUUAUCAAAUAAACCCCAUUUUCAUUCCACACAAAAUUAAAUAUAAUGGACCAAGACAGGCAGUUGUAUGAACUGAACUUCAAACAAUCUACAUUAUCUACAACAUCUCAUUUUUAUGUAGUGUUCCGUUUUUGCAGAAGGUAGGCUCAGCCAAGUCCUUCUUGAUACUGGAAUCACACCUGACAGCACAAAAAUCAUGAAAUAAAAAUAUCAAACAUUGUCUGUCUGUGGAUGUCAAUAUGUACAACCAGGAUGCAUGAACUUACUGGUCAUAUAUUCUCAAAAAAAUCACCAGCAGCAUGUACAGUCCACCAAAU